AUGUCCUCCUAUGAACCAUUCGAGGCUACAGACUUACUAAAGUUAAACAAUGUUAAUCUAGAUAUAUUAACAGAAAAUUUUCCCUUAGAUUUUUAUGCAGAAUAUAUGAUCUUGUGGCCUGACCUAUUUUUUAAAAGUGUUGAAGUCAAUAAUGCCAUAUCAGGGUAUAUGAUGGGAAAAACAGAGGGCAAGGGUCCUGAAUGGCAUUCUCAUAUCACCGCUGUGACAGUAGCACCUGAAUUUAGAAGGAUCUCUUUAGCUUCUAAACUAUGUAAUACUCUCGAAAGUAUUACCGAUAAUAAUCCACACUCAGUCAAUUUUAUUGACUUGUUCGUGAAGUGUAAUAACCAUUUGGCUAUAAAUUUAUAUGAAAAGUUAGGAUAUGCAGUCUAUAGACGUGUUAUUGGAUAUUACAAUGGUCCCAAAGAACCUUAUCCAAGUGAUUUAAAAAAAUGUAAUGACGAUAAAGAUGCAUUUGAUAUGCGUAAGGGAAUGGCUAGAGAUAAAGGGAGAUCGACAAGAUCAGACGGUAGAAAAUAUAAAUGUUAUCCACAUGAAGUUGUCUUUUAA
This is a messenger RNA of Arxiozyma heterogenica, 570 nucleotides long. It is a transcript of the gene NAT3, whose product is annotated as peptide alpha-N-acetyltransferase complex B subunit NAT3. NCBI's taxonomy places the organism in Eukaryota, Fungi, Ascomycota, Saccharomycetes, Saccharomycetales, Saccharomycetaceae. Gene Ontology annotation, cellular component: NatB complex. Gene Ontology annotation, molecular function: protein-N-terminal amino-acid acetyltransferase activity. The record is from RefSeq and is a predicted model, not a curated record. Bases 1 to 570 code for a protein of 189 amino acids. Gene Ontology annotation, biological process: N-terminal peptidyl-methionine acetylation. The transcript has a single exon.